Microtus ochrogaster (prairie vole) is the source of this 1320-nucleotide messenger RNA. RefSeq names its product E3 ubiquitin-protein ligase TRIM31-like. The coding region runs from base 1 to 1320 and encodes 439 amino acids. Gene Ontology annotation, molecular function: zinc ion binding; protein binding. The record is from RefSeq and is a predicted model, not a curated record. The transcript has 6 exons. NCBI's taxonomy places the organism in Eukaryota, Metazoa, Chordata, Mammalia, Rodentia, Cricetidae.
AUGACAAGCCUAAAGCGGACCAGCAAACUACUGGAGGAUGUGAUCUGCCCCAUUUGCAUAGAAAUUCUACAGGAUCCUGUCACCAUUGACUGUGGGCACAACUUCUGUCUGCAAUGCAUCAAUCAGAAAACUACAGCUACAGAAAACCCCCAAUGUCCACUCUGCAAACUCCCUGUGGAUAAGAAUGCAUUCAAGCCCAAUAAGCAGUUGGCUAGUCUUGCAGAGAAAUUCCUAGCUAUAGAUCCUGCUGAGGUCCAAUCUGAAGAAGAGCCAAGAUGUCAGAAGCACAAAGAAAAGUUCCAUUAUUUCUGUGAGAAAGAUGGAGAGUUCCUCUGCUUGGUGUGUCGUGACUCCAAGGACCACAAAACCCAUGAACUUACCGUGAUAGAUGAGGCUGCCCAGAACUACAAGGUGCAGAUUGAGACACAGGUCCAGCAUUUGGGGCAAAAGGACAAGGAAAUAAUUAAAGAGAAAAAGGAAGGUGAAGGAGCAAUCCAGCUGUUCAGGGUCCUUCCUGCCCACACUCUAUCCCUGAACUUAGCACUAAGAUCAACAUAUCUUCACAGGGGUAAAGAAUUUAUAUUUCAUAAUCCAAUCCCAAUUCCUUUGAACCUGGAGAAAAAAAUCAGUGAAGCAAAAGCAAGACAUGAGUCUAUCACAGAAAGUCUGAAGAAAUUAACAGACAACCUGAACACUGAAGGGAAGGAAGAUAAAAGCACAUUCCUGAACAGCCUGGAUAAGAAGGACAAGGAGAACUGGUGCCUGUUACAGAAGAAUAACUCAGAGUUGCUCAGCUCAGAACCUAUGACCCUGGACUCCACUUCAGCUGAUCCAAACCUCACCUUUUCUCAGGAUCUAAAGAAAGCAAGCUUGUAUGUCGUUGACGGCACAUCGAAUACGCAGGCAAAACCUCGACAAUUCUAUCCUUUCCACUGUGUGAGGGGCUCCCCAGGCCUCUCCUCAGGCCGUGUGUUGUGGGAGGUGGAUAUCCAGGGACCCCCAGAUAGGGUUGGCAUAGUGGGCGUAGUCGCCGAGUUGCCUCGGGGGUCCCAGAUUCAGAACUCUGAGUCAUGCUGCUUGUGGGCAUUGCGGAUCUCGUCCUCUGGAUGUCAGGCAAUCACCAACUGCAAUAUCCAGGAGAAUCUCUCAAUCUGUCUCAAGAAAGUGGGCGUCUAUGUGGAUUAUGACCGUGGAGAUAUCGUCUUCUACGAUGCCAUCACUAACAAACACAUCUACACUUUCCAAACUUCAUUUGACAGACAGGUCUUCCCCCUUUUUGGGCUCCUAAAGGCCCGCAGCUCUAUCACCCUGAGCUUCUAG